Molecule: messenger RNA, 2200 nt
Organism: Sphaeroforma arctica JP610
Lineage: Eukaryota; Ichthyosporea; Ichthyophonida
Exons: 15
Coding region: 145-1998 (617 amino acids)
Biological process (GO): regulation of actin filament polymerization
Molecular function (GO): protein binding
Source: RefSeq, a predicted model, not a curated record
AUUUAAUUAGUAUAGUAUUACUGCUUUGCUUGUGUGGGUAGUUAAUGCAAGAACAUUUUUAGCAAGCACACAUACGUAUAUGAAUAAAGGCUCAUCGACUACGUUCGACUAGGUGACGACGCUUGCGAAUACUGAGUUGCCAAUAUGUCACCACGAACAUAUCAAACGGAGCAGCUUGUACGACUUCAGGCUAGUGGACAAUCUGACCUGGAGAUCCUCGAAGACUUGAGAGACUUCACCAAAGCACGCGCCAAGUUAGAAAUAGACUAUGCGAACCAGUUGUCUAAGCUGGCGCAGCAGAGUCUCGGUAGGAGGCGAUGGCACGACCCUCGCAACAACCAGACCAAUGAACAUAUUUCCAGUCAAUUGGUGUAUAAGACAAUUCUCGAGAAAGCGGACAGCAUAGCGGGUAUGCAUCUCAAAGCGGGUGAGCGGCUGAACGCGUCUGUAAGCGAGGAAAUCAAGGCCAAGUGCCAACACAAGAAAGUGCACCUGAAGAAGUGUGCGGAGUCUCACUCUCGCUUCCAGGAUCGGUUCCAUCAACGCGCGCGUGAUUUGGACCAUCUCAGGAAGUUGUACAGUGAUCAGGAACGUAUAACACAAUACCAGUUAGAGAAGUGGGAUAAACAAAAGGACGGCUUGAGCAAGGGCAAAAAGAGUUUCAAGACCAUCACCAAAUCUAAGGAUGAGAUCAAAGAAAGAGUUCGCAAACAAGGUCAAAAGGUUGAGGAAUGCCAACAACGGGCGGACAAGGCCAGGAACGACUACCUCUUGGGCGUGGUUGCUAUGAACGCACAGCACAAAUACUACACCGAGAAGACUCUCCCCGAUUAUCUCUCACACGUCAACGAAGAUCACCACGCACAAAUUAAAGGUUAUAUGGAAGUCUACGCAGCUACACAUAGAGAAGUAGCACAAGCCGAAGUGGACUUUACGGAAGACAUCUCCGCGUCUGCCGCUAAGAUUGACAAAGAGUUCGAGGAGUCGUGCUUGCUGGGUGACUCGCUCUUCCAGGAUUUAUUCGAGGUCCACUUUGAGCCCUUCGGUAAGGACGAGGUCAGGGACAUUGACAACGGACCAAUGCAUGAAGUGGAAAACACAGCACUUAUGCAAAGGUAUGUGAAUAAUGCGCAAAAGGCCAGGAACACAGUGGAGAAGAAGAAAAAAGCUAUUGCGAGUACUGCCAGUAUGCAGCAGUUCCAGAGCGCAAACAUAGGUGACUCAGAUGCCGCAGCCACUCAAUCGAUUGAGGAAGUAGUGGCGAAUGAACGAGCCGAGAUGAUCGAAGCCGAAUGGGAAGUUAUCCGCAACGAGGCACGCAUUGCCCGACUCGAAAGUGUUGGAGUGCCGGUGCCAGAGAGUGCCGCAGAAGAGCACUUGACUGCCACAGAAGGAGAUGCACAUAGUCUGGCCUCAUGGAGAGGGUCGUCGGGAGUGUCAUUAAAUGCUUCUCAGGCACCCCCGGGAGACGCCACUGGCAGCAUCAACAGUAUGGAUGCUGACUUUGACGACCACGCUGUCGCACAACCACCGACAGCCGCCCCACCCCGUCCCUCAGCACGACCUGUUUCCAAUGCAUUCGCACCCACACUUCUCGCACAGUACGCAUACGAUGCCACAGCUGACGAUGAGUUGACGAUCACAGAGGGAGAAGGCUUGUGUGAAGAAUUCCCCGAUGAUGAGGGGUGGACGUGUGUGCGCAACUCUCAGGGUCUUGUUGGACUGGUUCCAACGUCUUACUUAGCGUCUAUCUCCAACUCAAGCUCUUCACCAGAACCAGCUGCCACCUGCAUUCCGCAAGUAACUAUAGACGCCGGGCCUGUAGCAAUAGCCCAGUACGACCACGAAGGGACGGGCGAUCCCAACGAGCUGCUGUUUGAAGAAGGCGAUCGUAUCACAGUCACUCAGUUCGAUGAGGACGAUGAUGGUUUCUGGAUGGGCAGCUGUAAUGGAAGGACGGGAGUGUUCCCAUCUUUACUGGUGGAGCUGGAGGAGUGACCAAUCGAGAAUUCAGGUGCUAUAGAAAUGUGUUUCAGCAAACAUGUGACAUGAAGCGCAAUCAAAUGAGAGCGCGUGACCUGAUGAUGAUAUGCCGAAGCGAAGACAUGUUAGUGACCGCGACAACGCAACGUAGUAUAGUGCAGUGUAGGUUAUGGUGUGAACUUCUGAAAUAAAUAUAUCGCUCUCGAUGGUGGUGAAG